CAGCACUGAAUACAGAAAUAGUCGGUAAACACAUCAACGCCCCAAAGCACUAAGCUACUGGUAAUGGCAAAUGUUAUGGUCAUUCGGGAAGCUCAAGUUCUUUUGCGGUCCAGAUAACUAUUUUCCCGUUGAUCUUGAUUGGGAUUGAGAAUUUCUCCAGCCUUCGCAUACCGCAGACGCAAGAACUUGCCGUUUCAUCGCAGCCAGAUUGUGAGAAUUUCGAGAUUCUUAACUCCCAGAUCUCCGCGUGUUGGAGAGUGGCAUCCUGUUCCUUAUAAAGUAGGAUUUGUGGCGCUCGGGCCUUGCAAAUCAAGCCACAAUGACCGCUCCGCGGUGGAAGCGCGUUUUGAAGGGAGCGGGAAUUCUGGGAGGGACUGCCGCGGUGGGAUAUUCACUGUUCACAAUUUAUAAACUUCGGCAGGUACAACAGGUUUAUGCCGAUGCUGCCGUGCACGCAACCCCGAGACCAAAAGCUCCUGGGUAUCUGCCCUACACUCCCAGCCGUGACGAUCAGCUGAAGGCCCUGCAACAGACUCCUGAAUAUGACAUACUAAUUGUCGGAGGCGGCUGCACUGGGGCGGGAGUAGCGUUAGAUGCCGUCAGUCGAGGUUUGAAGACUGCAUUGGUUGAGCUUGAUGACUUUAGCUCUGGAACUAGCAGCAGGAGUACAAAGCUCAUUCAUGGCGGUGUCCGUUACCUGCAAAAGGCGAUUAUGGGUUUUGAUAUGGAGCAGUAUAAAAUGGUUAAAGAAGCGCUGGCGGAAAGGGCUAAUUUGUUGGAUAUUGCGCCGCACUUAUCCAAGCCAUUGCCCAUUAUGUUGCCUGUCUACCGGUGGUGGCAAGUACCCUAUUACUGGGCUGGCAUUAAAGCGUACGAUUUCGUUGCCGGUCGGCGCAACGUAAAGACCAGCUAUUUUUUGUCGAAAGACCGUGCGCUGGAACUGUUUCCGAUGUUAAAGCAAGACAAACUGUGCGGAGCGAUUGUUUAUUACGACGGUCAGCAUAACGACGCCCGCAUGUGUAUUGCCAUUAUAUUAACGGCUGCACGCCUGGGAGCGAAUGUCGCUAAUCAUGUGCGGUGUGUAAAACUUGUCAAGGAUCAACUUGAGAACGGAAAGGAAGUUGUCAGUGGUGCACUUCUCAAGGACACGAUCACCGGCAAAGAAUGGACUGUUCGCGCCAAAUGCGUGGUAAACGCUACUGGUCCCUUUACGGACAGUCUACGACAGAUGGAUGAUCCUACUGUGAAGCCCAUCUGUCAACCUAGUUCAGGCAUCCACAUUGUCCUGCCCGAUUACUAUAGUCCAGCCAACAUGGGUCUCCUGGAUCCCAACACCAGCGACGGCCGUGUAAUUUUCUUUUUACCAUGGGAAAAGGUAACUUUAGCCGGGACAACUGACUCGCCUUGUCAAGUGACGGACCAUCCAAUUCCGCAAGAGAAGGAAAUUCAGUUUAUCCUCAAGGAAGUUCGCGGAUAUUUGGAUAGCUCUGUGGCUGUCCGUCGAGGCGACGUCCUGUCUGCUUGGGCUGGUAUUCGUCCUCUUGUUUUGGAUCCCAAUACCAAGAAGUCCACUCAGGAAAUUGCUCGCAAUCACAUCAUACACGUAUCCGACUCAAAUCUCGUGACUAUUGCCGGAGGUAAAUGGACAACGUACCGUUUGAUGGCUGAAGAAACGGUUGACGCAGCCAUUAAAGCAUGCAACCUGCAUCCGAAGCAACCGAAAUGUCAGACAAUGGGAUUGAUUCUGGACGGCGGUCAUUCCUGGACUCCGACCAUGUACAUUCAGCUUGUACAGGACUUUGGCCUUGAAAACGAAGUGGCACAACACCUGGCGCGGACAUACGGCGAUCGCGCUUACAAGCUGGGUCGAUCAUGUAAAUUAACCGGAAGGCGUUGGCCGGUGGUUGGGAAGCGCCUGCAUGAAGAUUACCCUUAUUUGGAAGAAGAAGUUUCCUUUGCGGUUAAGGAAUACGCUUGCACUGCGGUAGACGUUAUUGCGCGGCGCGUACGGUUGGCUUUCAUUAAUACACAGGCAGCUGUGGAAUGUUUGCCGCGGAUUGUAGAUAUUAUGGCCGAAGAACUGAAGUGGACAAAGGCACAGAAAAAGGCUAAUUUUGACGAAGCUAUGGACUUCCUUAACAACGAUAUGGGUAGGGCAGUGCAAGCUGAAUCUCGAAACGUACCAAUUAACUUCAGUGUGGACGAGAUCAACAAAUACCUUGCACACUUCAAAGCCAUGGAUAAGGAAGGCAAAGGUUACAUUACACUUCCGGAUAUCAGACGAACACUGAAGGAACAUGGGGAGCAGAUCUCUGACUGGCAGCUGCAUGAAAUUUUGGGAGAAGUUGACAUGAAUCGCAAUGGACAAAUCGACACAGGAGAAUAUUUACAGCUUAUGAGUGCUAUCAAAACCGGUGCGGUGUCAGCUAGUCGAUUCGCCCGUGCUAUCCAGGAAGCGGAAGGAGAGACCGUGAAAAUUUCCGUGGAUCGUAGUGGUGGUGGUUUGUAGGUGUGCGAUGUUUAUCGGGAAAACAGGAAACGAAAGAAUUAAUGCGAAUUUUGUCCGUUGAUAGUAGAUAUUUUGUAAGGUACUGUCCCUUGUCCCUGACGUUCCCUUCAAAGUUUUAUUACAUGACAAGUUGACUAUUUACUGUCAUAGGAUCUUAUUGUUUUAACUGUGUUUGCGUUUCGUCUCGAAUUGUGACAGUCUUGAUGUUUCUGAUCUGCGUUUCGAAAGUUGAAAGUAGCUAUUAAAGUGAUAUAUGCAGA
Molecule: messenger RNA, 2769 nt
Organism: Paramacrobiotus metropolitanus
Lineage: Eukaryota; Metazoa; Tardigrada; Eutardigrada; Parachela; Macrobiotidae
Product: glycerol-3-phosphate dehydrogenase, mitochondrial-like
Exons: 17
Coding region: 320-2509 (729 amino acids)
Biological process (GO): glycerol-3-phosphate metabolic process
Cellular component (GO): mitochondrion; glycerol-3-phosphate dehydrogenase (FAD) complex
Molecular function (GO): calcium ion binding; glycerol-3-phosphate dehydrogenase (quinone) activity
Source: RefSeq, a predicted model, not a curated record